AUGGCGGCGGUGCUGAGCUCGGACCGGCUCGAGGUCUCGGUGGACGGGCUGACGCUGAGCCCCAACGCCGAGGUGCCGCCCUGCGAAGCGCGGCCGGCGCAGGGCGAGCCGGCGGCGGGGCGGGGCCGAGCGGGGCCCGGCUCCCCGGGCGCGGCGGAGGCCGGCGGCGAGGCGGCGGAGGAGGCGGCGCUGAGCCUGGAGCGGCGCUGGGGCUUCUCGCUGGAGGAGCUCUACGGGCUGGCGCUGCGCUUCUUCAAAGAAAAAGAUGGCAAAGCCUUUCAUCCAACAUAUGAAGAAAAGCUCAAACUUGUGGCACUGCACAAGCAGGUUCUGCUGGGACCUUACAACCCUGACACUUGCCCUGAAGUUGGAUUCUUUGAUGUUCUAGGGAAUGAUAGAAGGAAGGAAUGGGCUGCCCUUGGAAACAUGUCAAAGGAAAAAGCUAUGACAGAAUUUGUCAAGCUCCUGCAUCGGUGCUGCCACUUGUUCUCAACAUAUGUCACUUCCCACAAGAUAGAAAAAGAAGAGCAAGAAAAGAAAAGAAGAGAAGAGGAAGAGCGAAGGCGGCGUGAGGAGGAGGAGCGGGAGCGGUUGCAAAAGGAAGAAGAAAAACGUAGGCGAGAAGAAGAGGAAAGACUGAGAAGGGAAGAGGAGGAGAGGAGGAGAAUAGAGGAGGAACGACUUCGGAUGGAACAACAGAAGCAGCAGAUCAUGGCAGCGCUGAACUCGCAGACGGCCGUGCAGUUCCAGCAGUACGCGGCACAGCAGUAUCCCGGCAACUACGAGCAGCAGCAGAUCCUCAUCCGGCAGCUCCAGGAGCAGCACUACCAGCAGUACAUGCAGCAGCUCUACCAGGUCCAGCUUGCACAGCAGCAGGCAGCCUUACAGAAGCAGCAGGAUGCAGGGGUGGCAGCGACAGGGGCGCCCCUGACUGCUGCAUCCAAGGUGAACACUCCUGCCCCAGGGGACACCCCAUCCAUUAAUGGGCAGGCCAGUGCACAUGCAGACAGCCCUGAAAAAGAGUUGGAUACAGAGGUUUUGGAAGAAGCGCUGGAGAAUGGACCAAAAGAUUCUGUCCCAGUGAUCGCUGCCCCAUCCAUGUGGACACGACCCCAGAUAAAAGACUUCAAGGAAAAAAUCCGUCAGGAUGCAGACUCUGUGAUCACAGUGGGCCGAGGAGAAGUGGUUACAGUCAGAGUACCGACUCAUGAAGAGGGGUCUUACCUCUUUUGGGAGUUUGCUACAGACAGUUAUGACAUUGGUUUUGGGGUGUAUUUUGAAUGGACAGACUCCCCUAAUACUGCAGUCAGUGUGCAUGUCAGCGAGUCCAGUGAUGAUGAGGAGGAAGAGGAAGAAAAUACUAGCAGUGAAGAAAAAGCCAAAAAGAAUGCCAACAAGCCUCAGCUAGAUGAAAUAGUGCCUGUGUACAGACGAGACUGUCACGAAGAAGUGUAUGCUGGCAGCCACCAGUACCCAGGGAGGGGAGUUUAUCUUCUUAAAUUUGACAACUCCUACUCUCUAUGGAGGUCAAAAACAGUUUACUACAGAGUUUAUUACACUAGAUAAAGGUGUGGCUGUGUCUGAGGCUGGGCUGUGCAGAAGAUGUCAUUUUAUUUGGAAUUUCUUCAAGCAUAAUGGAUCCUUUUGAGUCUGUAUUUCAUCCUGUCUGUAUCUGUAUGGUUUGUGUGAACUUUUAACAAGUAGACACUGGGAUCUUCCUGCUCCAUGACACUAAUGCAUAUUGCAUUGGGCUUAACACAGGAUCUCCCUAACCAUUUUGGGGAUUGGAGUUGUUGGCUCCAGUGCUGAGGUCACAUAGAUUGCACUUGUUAAAACCUCAUGAAAAAGGGGGAGGGAGUUGCUGGCUCACUGGCUGGGUGAUCUGAUGUUUCCAGGUCUGGAUGCCUUGAAUAACUCAUUGAUGGUUAAAGGUCCCAUCAGUAACUGGUAGAUUUGGAUGCAGUUUACUGUGUAGCAAGUUUCUCUUAACUGUAAUUGAAUGUCAGAUUUUUUACACCAUUAAAACUUGAAACUUUAA
Hirundo rustica (Barn swallow) is the source of this 2038-nucleotide messenger RNA. RefSeq names its product acyl-CoA binding domain containing 3 (gene ACBD3). Gene Ontology annotation, molecular function: fatty-acyl-CoA binding. The record is from RefSeq and is a predicted model, not a curated record. Bases 1 to 1566 code for a protein of 521 amino acids. Gene Ontology annotation, cellular component: Golgi membrane. Lineage: Eukaryota; Metazoa; Chordata; Aves; Passeriformes; Hirundinidae. The transcript has 8 exons.